CUGACCAAUCAGCUCUCUUGGAAAAUGGCCUGUCCGUUUUAUGAGAACCCGGUUGAUCUUGGUGCACAGCUUGUGCGAAGAGCGCUCAGGCGCGAGAGAACAUUUAGGGAUCGUUGUAAUCCGUUCGAAUUGCCUGAACAAACACUGUACGAAAGGUACAGGUUUUCGGGGGAGGGGUUACAAUACAUCUGUCAGCUGCUGGAGCCUUACAUCAGUAAUGUAACGCACCGCAACCACGCGCUGACAGUCCCGCAGACAGUGUGCAUUGCACUGAGGUUUUUUGCCACAGGUACUUUUAUGUAUUCUGUUGGCGAUGCCGAAAACCUCGGGAAAAACACUGUCUGUAGAGCUAUUCAUAAAGUCGCGGGGGCCCUGACUGAGCUCAUCGAUGCAUUCGUGGUGUUUCCCGGCCACCUGCCCACGCAAUGCAUCAAAGAGGGCUUUUAUGACAUCGCAGGGUUCCCCAGGGUGCUGGGUGCCAUUGACUGCACCCACAUCCCCAUCUCUGCCCAUCUGGGUGAGAAUGAGGCCGACUUUGUGAAUAGGAAGUCUUUUCACAGUCUCAACAUUCAGAUGACAUGCGACCAUCAGAUGAUGGUCACCAGUUUGGUGGCAAAGUGGCCAGGGUCUGUCCACGACUCCCGCAUAUUCAGGGAGUCUUUGCUGUGCCAAAAGCUGGAGCAGGGGCAGUUCAGUGGAGUGCUCCUUGGAGACAGAGGCUACGCCUGCCUGCCUUAUCUCCUGACCCCCUAUCCUGAUCCUGGUGCAGGGCCACAAAUGAGGUUCAAUGUGGCCCAUGCCAAAACCAGGGUCAGGAUAGAGAUGACCUUUGGGGUCAUCAAGGCACGAUUUACAUGCCUCCGUGGCCUGAGGGUGGCCCCAGACCGGGCCUGCAGGAUCAUAUCUGCAUGUGUGGUUCUGCACAAUAUCGCCACAAUGAGGAAGGAGAGGACCCCCCCCAGUGACCCCCCACCCCCGGAUGUGGUAGACCCCAUCAUUGUUGAUUUCCCUUCAGGCAGGGCUGUGAGAGAGGCCAUAACUGAAAAUUUUUUUAGUUAA
Molecule: messenger RNA, 1059 nt
Organism: Myripristis murdjan (pinecone soldierfish)
Lineage: Eukaryota; Metazoa; Chordata; Actinopteri; Holocentriformes; Holocentridae
Product: putative nuclease HARBI1
Exons: 5
Coding region: 25-1059 (344 amino acids)
Source: RefSeq, a predicted model, not a curated record